AUGUACUUGUUACUUAAUUCANGUCAAAUUGAAAAUGAUCUUAUUGAAAAAGAACAAAUAAAACAACGUGAAUCUAUUUUACGUAAAGAUUAUGAAAAAUUACAAUUAACACAUAAACAAGAUAGACAAGAUAUUGAUAAAUUCAAUAUACAAAUAAAUCAACAAAAACAAAAAUUAGAUCAAUUAGAACAAGAACGUUUACAAUUAUUAAAAACUAUUCAAAAUAUGGAUGAUAAUAAAGUACAAUUAGAAUUCGAACUAAAUUCAUAUAAAUCAGCAACAAAACGUUUAUAUACAUAUUUUAAAAUACCAUUUGAUUCAAUUCAAUCUAUUGAUCAAUUAAUACCAAUGUUAGAAGAUCGUUAUCGUUCAGAACAAAUUUCACAAGCUCGUAUUCAUCAUAUUCCACUAGUUAAAUCAACAUCGGAUGUUAAUCAUGAACAAGAAACAGAAGAAAUUCGUCAACUUCGAGAAGAUUUACAUUCAAUGAAUAUACAAUUAAAACAAUUAAAUCAUGCUAAUCAAGCUUGGCAACAAUAUCAACAAAAUCAAAUCAUAUUAUUAUGUGAUCGAUUUCAUUUAACUAAUAUUGAUAAUUUAUCUUUUGAUGAUAUUAUACAACAAAUUGAAAAUCGGUUUAAUAUUAUUAAUAAUCAACUUAUUGAAUUACAAAAUAUUAAAAAAAUAGAUGAUGGUUUUCAAAAACAUAUUGAUGAAACUCAAAUUGUUCAUACACAAGUUAUAACAGAUGAUAUUCAUCAAUCGAAAUAUACACAAACAGAAGAUAAUGAAGAAUAUCAACAUCUAGAAAAAGAUAAAUCAACAGAAAUUUCAAUUCAAAGUCCUACUCCUAAUAUCAAUCAAUAUGAAGAAGAACUUCGUGAACUUCGAGAAAAACUUGUUAAUUUAACUACGCAAUAUACCCAAUUAGAUGAAGCUAAUCGUACAUGGCAACAACAUCAUCAAAUUCAAUUUGAUAGUUUUAAAAAUAAACUUCAAGUUAAGUUACCUAUUGAAAAGGAUCUUUCAUUUGAUGACAUUGCACAACAUAUUACUACUUAUAUUGAUCAAAUACAAAAUGAACAUGAAAAACUAACGCAACAAUUACAGACAUCUGAAAAACUAAACAAUGACCUUCGUUCUGAAUUAGCUGAUAAUAAUAAAAUAAUACAAGAAACUUAUGCUAGUACAAUAAAUGAACUUAAUCAACAAAUACAUAUGCUCAAGCAACAAAAUGAUCAACUUGAAAUUGAAAGAAAAACAUCUAUAUCUGGUAAAGAUAUCUAUACAAUAAUUUACAUUAUUAAUAAAAGUUCUUCCAUAGCAUUAACAUCAAGAGAAUCACCGCUCCUCAGCAAGAAAACAUCUGUCUCGCCGGUUCAUGAAGCUAAAAUCCAUACUUUUACUCCAAUUCAAUCAGCACCUUCUCUUAUUGAUGAACAAGAACUUCAACAACUUCGAGAAAAUGUUACUUUUCUCACAACUCAAUGUGCACAACUUGAUGAAGCCAAUCGAGCUUGGCAACUAUAUCAACAAACACAACUACAAGAUUUUCGAUCGAAACUUAAUGAUUAUUUGUCUUUUGAUGAAAAUGCAUCAUUUGAUAUCAUUGGACAACAGAUUGUUGAACAAUUAUCGAAGGAAAGAGAAGAUUUCAAUGAACAAUAUCAAGCAAUAGAAAAAGAAAAUGAAAAUCUUCGUUCAGAAUCAAUAGGUAAUUUGGCAACAGUCGAAGAAACUUAUAAAAAUACACUAAAUGACUUGAACCAAAAAUUACUUGCUAUGGAAAAGCGAUGCGAGGAACUUGAUGCUGAAAAACAAGUUAUGUUAGAUGAACUCGAUAAGCGAUCUGUUGAAAUCGAUCAAGACCACAGUAAACCAACUAUUGAAAAAGUAUCAUCAAAUAUUUUAAGACAACCUCUUGAAGAGGUUCCUAUUCAUAUCAGUGGUUCUAAUCUUGAAGACGAAAGAAAAGAACUUGAACAACUUCGAGAAACAAACACUCUUCUCACAAGUCAAUGUGCACAACUAAAUAUGAAUGUUUCACAUUUGAUCAAGCNAAUGCUUCAAAAACGAACACACAAUAAAAAUAUUACAGAACCUCAAAUUCAUAGUCUAAAAUCAUCUCCAUCACCAUCUCCUCUCAUCAAUGAACAUGAACAAGAACUUGAACAACUUCGAGAAACCGUCACUCUUCUCACAAGUCAAUGUGCACAACUAAAUGUUGCAAAUCAAGCUUGGAUACAAUAUCAACAAACACAAUUGGAUACUUUCAAAAAUACACUUCUUGAUUGUUUACCAAUAGAUGAAUGUUUCACAUUUGAUCAAGCUGCACAACAAAUUCUUAAUCAAAUUACAAAAGAAAGAGAAGAAUUUACUAAACAAUAUGAAGCAUUAGAAAAACUUAAUAAUGAUCUUCAAUUAGAAUCAGCUACUAAUUUACAAACCAUCAAAGAAUCUUACAUCAAUACAAUAGAUGAAUUAAAUAAAGAAUUACUUAGUAUGAAGGAACAAUAUGAACAACCAGAUAAACUUGUAUCAUCUAAUUCAUUACAAAAAGCAUUUGAAGAGAUUCCAAUGAAAAGUAUUCAAAGUGUUGAUCAACAAGAAGCAGAAGAAAUUCAACAACUUCGUGAAAAUUUCAUUUCACUUACAGGUCAACUUGAUGAAACAAAACAAGCAUGGCAACAAUAUCAACAAACACAAGUUGAUAUUUUACGAAAUCAACUUCAAAAUUGUUUAUCACUUGAUUCAAAUAUUUCAUUUGAUGAAAUUGCUCAAGAAAUUGUUGAUCAAAUAACAAAAGAACGUGAAGAUUUCAAUGGAAAAUAUCAAGUAUUAGAAAAAGAAAAUGAUAAUCUUCGUUCAGAAUCAACAAAUAAUAUGGAAUCAAUACGAGAAUCUUAUGUAAAUACAGUAAAUGAAUUAAAUCAAGAAUUACUUAUAAUGAAAAAACAAUGUGAACAAUUUGAUGCUGAAAAUCAACUUUUGACUAAUGAACUCGAAAAACAAUCCGUUGAGAUCGAUCGAGACCAGCCUAAACAAACUAUUGAAAAAGUAUCAGUAGAUAUUUUAAGACAACCAUUUGAACAGGUUCGUAUUCAUACCAAUGGUAUGAAUGUUGAAGAAGAAGGAAACGAACUUGUACAACUUCGCGAAAAUAUUACUUUUCUCACAACUCAAUGUGCACAACUUGAUGAAGCAAAUCGAGCUUGGCAACUAUAUCAAGAAGCACAACUUCAAAAUUUCAGAUCUAAACUGAAUGAUUAUUUGUCUUUUGAUGAAAAUGCAUCAUUUGAUAUCAUUGCACAACAGAUUGUUGAACAAAUAUCGAAGGAAAGAGAAGAUUUCAAUGAACAAUAUCAAGCAAUAGAAAAAGAAAAUGAUAAUCUUCGUUCAGAAUCAAUAGGUAAUUUGGAAACAGUCGAAGAAACUUAUAAAAAUACACUAAAUGACUUGAACCAAAAAUUACUUGCUAUGGAAAAACGAUGUGAGGAACUUGAUGCUGAAAAACAAGUUCUGUCAUAUGAACUCGAUAAGCGAUCUGUUGAAAUCGAUCAAGACCACAGUAAACCAACUAUUGAAAAAGUAUCAUCAAAUAUUUUAAGACAACCAUUUGAAGAGGUUCCUAUUCAUAUCGGUGAUGUUAAUCUAGAAGAAGAAAGAAAAGAACUUGAACAACUUCGAGAAACCAUCAUUCUUCUCACAAAUCAAUGUGCACAACUUGAUGAAGCAAAUCGAGCUUGGCAACUAUAUCAUCAAACGCAACUACAGGAUUUCCGAUCGAAAAUUCAUGGUUAUUUGUCUGUUGAUGAAAAUGCAUCCUUUGACAUCGUUGCACAACAAAUCAUUCAAAAAUUAUCUAAAGAACAAGAAGAUUUGAAUGAAAGUUCUCAAACAAUAGAAAAAAUUGAUAAUGAACCUCAUCUAGAAUCAACAAAUGACAUGGAAUCGAUGCGAGAAAGUUAUAUGAAUACAAUAAAUGAAUUAAAUCAAGAAUUACUUGCCAUGAGAAAACAAUGUGAAGAUCUUGAUGCUGAAAAACAAUUUUUAAUUAAUGAACUUGAAAAAGGAUCUGUUCAAGUUAACCAAGAGCAAGUUGAGCGAAACAUUGGUAUAUUUUUGCUCUGUAUUACAGCACGGAAAAUAAUUUACUUUGUACUCUGUUUAGAAAAAGUCUCAUUAAAUACAAUGAAAGAGCCAUUUGCAGAGGUUCCUAUUCAUAUGAGUGGCUCGAGUCUUGCAGAAGAAGGAAAUGAACUUGAACAACUUCGAGAAGCUGUUGCUUUUCUUACAAAUCAAUGUACUCAACUUGAUGCAGCAAAUCAAGCAUGGCAACAAUAUCAACAAGCACAACUUCAUAUUUUCAUAUCGAAACUUCAUGAUUAUUUGCCUAUUGAUGAAAAUACAUCCUUUGAUGAAAUUGCACAGGAAAUUGUUGAUCAAAUUAUUAAAGAACGAGAAGAUUUCAAUAUAAAAUACGAAGCAUUAGAAAAAGAACUUAAUGCUUUUCGAUCAGAAUCAAAUAUAAAUAUUGAAUCGGUGCAACCAUCUGAUGUAUAUAAUGUCAGUAAAUUGAAUGAAGAACUACUUGCAAUAAAAGAAGCAUAUGAAAAACUUGAUGCCGAGAAACAACUUUUGGUUGUUCAACUUGAAAGUUUAUCAACUCAUGCAGAGCCGAAACAAACUAUUGAAAAAGUAUCAUCGAAUGUAUUGAGAGAACCAUUUGAAAAGGUUCCUAUUCAUAAAACUGGUAUAACUGUUCAAGAAGAUGUAGAAGAACUUGAACAACUUCGAGAUACUGUUGUUCUUCUAACAAAUCAAUGUGCUCAACUUGAUGAAGCAAAUCGUACAUGGCAACAAACACAAUUAGAUAAUAUCCGAAAUAAACUUCAUGAUUACAUUCCUAUAGAUGAAAAUAUUUCAUUUGAUAACAUGACAAAAGAAAUUAUUGAACAAAUCAUAAAAGAUCGUGAAAGUUUUAAUAAAAAAUAUUUCGAUUUAGAAAAAGUUAAUCAUAAUCUUCGAUCAGAAUUAACUAUGAAUAUUCAAUCAAUUGAACAAUCUUCUACAGAUAAUAUUGAUGAAUUAAAUCAAGAAAUAUUGAUUUUAAAAAGUCAAAAUGAAGAACUUGAAAAGAUUAAUCAACAACUUCUUCUUGAAAAAGAAAAUUUAAUUAAUCCAUUAAAUGAUCGAUCAAUUGUUUUAGGUCAUCAUUCUGCAUUAGAGUCAAAUAUAAUUCAAGAAGAAAUUUCAGAGGAUUUAGAAGAAAAUCCUGAACUUGAAUCAUCAUCAUCAAUUCCUAUUGAAACUGAAGAAAUUAAUAAAAUUCGAUCUGAUCUAGCAUUGAUUACUUGUCAAUUUAAUCAAUUGACACAAACAAAUCAAAAUGAACUUGAUUCAUUUCGUUUGAAAUUACGAAAUUGGAUUUCUCUUUCACCAAAUUCAACACUUGAUGACAUUGCUCAACAAUUAAGUAGUCAAUUUGAACAAAAAUAUAAUAUUCAAACAAAUGAAAAUCAUACUCAAACAAUUGAGGCAUCAGAAAAAAUUCAUAUUUCUACUGAAACAAUAUCAAUAAUAUAUGAUAAUCGCCAAACACAAAUUGAUCCUAUCGAUAUGAUCAAUCAAGAAAUUCAAACUGAAUCAUUUCAACAACUUUGGUCUAUCUCUAAUGAUGACAAUGUGUUUCCUACAAAUGAAGAAGAUAAUCAAUUACUAGACUAUAUUGAUGAAAUAUGUUCUCUAUCAUCAAAUGAUCUUUCAACACGUCUUAAUAAAGAAUGUCAACAAAUUUUAUCGAAAAAAAACUUAUUACUAAAUUCAUACGAAAAUUUACAAUUAAAUCAUUUAGCAUUAAUUACAAUUUAUUUACUGUAUAAUCAACAUUUAACCGAUGAUGCUAAACAAUUAUAUAAUGAUACAUUAAUACGUGCAUUAAAACAAGAAUAUGAAUUAAUAAAUAAUGAAAAAAAUGAUUAUAUUGAACAAUUUAAUUGUCUUAAAGAAAAAUAUUUAAAUGAUUUAAAUAUGAAUGAAAAAAAUUUUCAUAAUUUACAAAAUCAAUAUGAUGAAUUACUUGAACAUAAUGAACUUGAACGUUUAGAUUCUAAAAAAUCUUUAAACGAUUUCAUUGAACAAUAUGAUUUACGUGAAAAACAAUUUGAAUUUAAAUUAUAUAAUUUACAUCAUGAAAAUGAAAAUUUAAAAUUUAAUUUAAAUACUUUACAAGAUAAUUAUGAAAAAUUAGUAGAAAAAAAUUAUGAACAAUUAGAAAUGGAAUAUAAACAAUUAAGACAAGAUUUUAAUGAACUUAUUAAUGAAAAUGAAUUAUUAAAAGAUUAUAAUUCACAAAUGUAUCAAACAAAAUUACAAGAAAAUAAUGAUUCUGAUGAAAUAAAAUUAUCACAUGAUAUUGAUAUUCAAUGUAAUAUAUCUGAAGAAUUAUCUUGGAAUAAUAAUUGGAAUGAUCCAAGUAUACAACAAGAUUUAUCUAAUCAAGAAGAAAAAUUAACAAAAUUAUCUAAUGAAGAUGAAAUAAAUCGAUUAAAAAGUAUUAUAUCAGAAAUUGAACUUGAAAACGAUAAUUUAAAAGAUUUAAAUUCACAAUUAUAUCAAACUAAAUGGCGAACUAUAGAUUCAAUUACUGAUCAAUCAAUAAUACAAACUCAUGAUAUUAAUAUUCAAUGUGAACUUCAAUCUAUUACUAGCGAUCGUUAUGUACAAACUGAAAUUGAAAAUGAACAAUAUCGAACAAUUUCAACUACUUCAGAAAAUAACGAUUGGAAUAAUCAAAUAUCAUCUUUAGAUAUUCCAUCGGAUGGAACUUCAUCUCAAAUGACGAAACAUAUUAUUCAAGAAACUAUUGAUAAUGAAACACAAACAGAUGAACAAUCACAAGAUAAACUUGUACAAAUUAAUAAUAAAUUAAAACGUGCACUUCAAACAAUUAAAGAUAAAAUACAUCAAGCAAUUAUUGAACGACCUGAUUUAUUUCCUGAUACAAAUGAUGAUACUCUCGAACGUCUUGAUCAUUUAAUUUCUACAAUUAAAAAUCAAGCAAUACAAAUUGAUACGUUACAAAAUGAACAUGAAUAUAUGUUAAAUAAACUUCAUCAAGCAGAAAUUCAACCAGUUAUUCCUAUGGACAGAGACAGUGAACAACAACAUAUUUAUUUAAAUGAAUAUGAAAAUCAAAUAAAAUCACUCAAACAUGAACGUGACAUUCUUCUUGAACAAAUUAAACAAUUAGAAAAAAAUCUUCAAUCAAAUACUGAUACAAAAUCAUUCAAUCAAAUAAUUUCAAAUGAUGAUUCAACGCAAACUGAUUUCAAACAAGAAGAACAACGCAUAGAAAAGACAAACAUUGAUGAAAAUGAAGAAUCAAAUAUAACUAAUCGUUUAGUUGAUUUUAUUUCAAAUGUUACGUCAUCACCUUCUCAAAUAAAAGAAAUUGUUCAUAAUGAGACACAAACUGAUGAACAACUACAAGAUAAAACUUUACAAAUUAAUAAUAAACUUAAACGUGCACUUCAAACUAUUAAAGAUAGAAUACAUCAAAUAGUUAUUGAACAACCUGAUUUAUUUUCUCAUAUAAAUGAUGAUACUAUCGAACGUCUUGAUCAUCUAAUUUCUACUAUUAGAAAUCAAUUUACACAAAUUCAUAAUCUACAAAAUAGUUAUGAUCAAGCUCAAUAUGAAAUAAAUCAACUUCAAAGUUCAUUACAAGCAUGUCAAUAUCAGAUUGAUAAUGAACAUGACAUCAAAAUAGAAAAAUCUGUUUCUACAACUCCAUCCGUCAAUAAUAUAAGUCAAUCAGUAAUCGAAGAUUAUAAAAAACAAAUUCAUCAACUUCAACAAAAGCUUUCACAAAAUGAUGAUGAACGAACUUUACUUCGUGAACGUCUUAAUGAAGUUGAACUUGAAUUUCGAAAAACAUUAGAUGAUCGUACAACAACAACAAAUAUGUAUGAAGAACAAUUACAAUCACUUAUACAAGAACGAGAUGCACUUGUUCAACAACAUGUACUUGAACUUAUUGAAAAUAUAAAAUCAUUACAUGAAAUAAUUGAACAACAAUCAGAACAAUUGAAAUCUCUUAGUGAAAAAUAUGCUGCUAUUACAUCAUCUCAACUUGAAUUACAAGCUGAAUAUGAUAGACAAAGAAAAGAAACUGAAGAACAAAUAAAAAAAUAUGAAAAUCAAAUUGAAAAUCUUAAUCGUGAACGUACAAAUCUUUUAGAAGAACUACAAAAAACUACUUCAUCACCAUUUCAGGCAAUUGACCAUGAAAAACAAAAAGAUGAUCAACAAUAUGAUAAACUACUUAAAGUUAAUACAAAACUUAAACGUGUACUACAAACAUUUAAAGAUAAAAUUCAUCGAAUAGCAACCGAAAAAUCUAAUCUUUUUAUUAAUGUUAGUGAAGAAACAAGUGAACGUCUUGAUCAUUUGAUUGUCAUAGUAGAAAAUCAAGUAACACAAAUCGAAACAUUACAAGCUGAACGUAAUAGAAUUGAAGAACGAUUUCAACAUGAAAUUAAUGAAUUACAAAAUUCAUUCGAUCUUUAUCGACAACAAAUCGAUAAUGAAUAUCAAAUAAAAUUAAAUGAAUAUAUUUCAUCUACACCAUUAAUGUCUCAAAAACUUGAAACUGAAUUAAUCGAACAUCAAAAAGAAAUUCAACCAUUACAAACAUCAAAUGAUAAUCAAUGGAAUGAUUGGCUUAUAAAUUCACCUUCAAUAACUGAUAGCAAAAAACAAUAUCGAGAUAUUCGACAUAUUGAUAUUCAAUGUGAUUUACUCGUUGAUAGUUCUCGAUCUAGAACUAAAUCAUCUGAUUCAAUAGAUCAUCAACAAUCUACUGUUACAAAUCGUUUAUUUGGCUUUUUUAAAAAUGUAACAUCACCAUGGUCUGAACAAACAACAAAUGAUUGGGAUGAACAAAAUUCACCUAUUCAAUUUCCAUCUGAAGAAUCAUUAGCUGAACAUAUUAUUUCAUCUUCAUCAUCGGAUAAAAACUUAUUAGACAUGAUUAAAACUAAACUUGAAGAAAUUAUUUCCGAAUAUCCAGAUCUUUUUCCGAAUUCAUAUCAUGAUACAAUUGAAGUAUUUGAUCAAUUAACUUCUAUUAUUAGAAAUUUUCAAAAUCAAAUAAAAGAUUUACAAAGUUUAUCAAUUGGUGAAGAAUAUCAAAAAGAAAUUGAUGAAUUAAAAGAAAAACUUCAUGAAAAUAACAUAAUUUAUCAAAGAGAACUUCAAUGUUUAAUUAAAGAACGAGAUCAAACUAGAGAACAAUUACAAGAGAAAGAACAUUAUCCAUUGAAAUUAUUCAAUAGUAUAGAAUCACAAACUUCUUUUGAUAUCGAUAGUAGUCUUACUGAAUCUCGAUUAAGUGAAUGUCAAUGUCAAUUGGAUGUUUUACUUCGUGAACGUAUUUCUUUAAUGGAACAAAUUAAACAAUUAGCUCAUCAACCAAUAAAACAACAAGUUGAAAUUCAAACUGAAAAUGAUACUGAAUCACCAACACGUUCUGAACAACGGAUAUCACGUCGUGUAUUUGAACAAGAAAUUUUAGCAUGGUCAAAAGAAAGUGAACAAUUAAAACAAUAUGUUAAACAAAUUCAAGUUGAAAAUAAAAAACUUAAAGAUAUAAUACUUAAAUUAGAAUCUAUGAUACAUGAUUAUAUGCAUGAAAAUGAUCGACUUAAACAAGAAAAUCAGCAUCUUUCAUUUUUAUCUUAUACAUCACAACAAACAAAUGAUAAUGAAGAAAAUUUUUCUUCAUCAUCCGAUAUAGACAUUUGUUAUUUAACAUUAAAAUGUUUAACAUAUGAAGUAGCACAACGUACAUCAAAUACAAAUGAACAAUCAUUAUUAAUUAUGGAUAAUAAUGAACCAUAUCUUAAACAACGAUUAAAUGAUACCGAACGACAACUUAAAAGUAUUCGUAUACAAAAUCAACGAUUAAAAAAACAACUUGAAACAUAUACAAUACAAUUUAAACAUAUUCAACAUGAAAUGAAUAUUAAAAUUCAAGAAUUAUCGACACUUAGAAUUGAAACUGAUAGAUUACGUACAAGUGAAACUCAAUAUCGUUUGGAAGUUGAUCGUCUUAAAGCAGAUCUUCAAUGUAAUCAAGUAAAAUUUCAACAAUUUGAACGUGAAGUAACUGAUUUAAAACUUGAACGAAUGAAUACUGAUAGUAGUUCAACUAAUAAUCUUCGUGAAUUACUUGAAUUAAAAGAACGUGAAUUAAAAGCAUUAAAAGAAAAAUUAGAUUAUACAAUACAAGCACAUCAACUUGAAUUACAAGAAGCAAUUAAAUCCAAUCAGUUUUCACUUGAUAAUGUUCAACGUUUUGAACAAUUAGAUCAACGUCAUCAAGAAAAACGAAAAGAAUUAGAAAUACGACUUGGAAAAAUAUGUAAAACUAUUAAACCAUUAAUUGAUAAUCAACAUUUAUUUAAAGACAAUUCAAUAAUUGACAUUGAUGAAUUACAAGAAUUAAUUACAGAUAAUGAAGCUGAAGAAAGAGUUACAACUUCCCUUGGUCCAAUUCGUGAUUGUUUGGGUCUUUUGGAAAGUCAAAUGAAAGAAUUACAUCAUAAUCUUAUCGAAAAUCAUGCAAGUCGUUCCAAACGAUGGAAAUAUAAAGUAGGAUUUGAAUGUUUAUCAUGUGACAGUCAAUGGGAAGUAACUCACGAUGUACAAGAUUUACAAGAAGCAUGUCAAGAUCCACAUACGUUUCUUGAAUCAACCCGUGUUGAUCCAAUGACAGCAUGUUCAUGUCCAAUAAUCAUUGAUUUUAUUGAAAAUGACGUUCGUUUAUGUAUAGAUGAUUUAUUAGAUGAAGUUAUUGUAAGAACAACAGUGAAAUAA
Rotaria sp. Silwood2 is the source of this 10881-nucleotide messenger RNA. Lineage: Eukaryota; Metazoa; Rotifera; Eurotatoria; Philodinida; Philodinidae. The record is from the annotation of a GenBank genome assembly.